Messenger RNA from Acinonyx jubatus (cheetah), 4233 nucleotides. RefSeq names its product SEC22 homolog C, vesicle trafficking protein (gene SEC22C). The record is from RefSeq and is a predicted model, not a curated record. Lineage: Eukaryota; Metazoa; Chordata; Mammalia; Carnivora; Felidae. Gene Ontology annotation, biological process: endoplasmic reticulum to Golgi vesicle-mediated transport. The transcript has 8 exons. Bases 1245 to 2156 code for a protein of 303 amino acids.
ACCUAGCCUCAUGAUCACUUGUCACACAGGCCAACCCUGACUCAAUGUGGAGGAGACCACGCAAGAGUGUGAAUACCAGGAGGUGGGGAUCCCUGGAGGUCAUCUGUUUUCAUUUUGUAAUUUUUCUCUGGCUAUGUAAGGCCUGCUUCAGUUUCUACCCAUGUGGUGAUGACUUUCAAAAGUUGAUGUCUAGCCCAGACCUGUACCUGUACAUUCAACCGCCUACAUUGACAUCUGGACCAGAAGUCUCUAGGCUACCUCAAAUUCAACUUGUCUGAGAUAGAACUAGAGAUCAUUUUUCUUUCCAAAAUCAGAUCCUCUUCCAGUUUCUCUGUAUCUAGGAACCCCUCCACUAUCUACGCAUUCACUCAAGGCUGAACAGUGGCAUUAUCCUUGAAGCCACUUUGUUACUCUUUCACAUCCAGUUCGUCACCGCGUCUUGUUGAUUUUGUUCCUACAUGUCUCUGCAGACUGUCCAGUUCUCCUCCUCUUCACCAUCGCUCCAGUCCAAGUCUAAGCGAGCUCCAGCUUCAUCGUCUUUUGCCCAGAUGACUGCAUUGGCUUCCCAGCUGGUCCUACCAGAGCUUCUUGAGCAACCAGUCAGCUAUAGUGUCACGUUCUCAAGGAAGCCUCCUCGGACUCCCAAGUUCAGACCAGAAGCUCCUGUAACUUCUCUCAAAAACCUUGUUCCUCUCGGAAGAGCACACAUCUCAGUUUGUAUUUCAACACAUGUUGUGUAAUUGUUUAAUUGAUGAGUGCUUUCGCUCUGCCUUCUCUUAACAUAGUGUUUAGUGUCAGGAGUUCCUCACUGUGUCCCCACCGCCAGGCCUAGUGCCUGGCACACAGCAGGUGCUCAAAAUGUGUUGGGUGAAAAAUAAAUGGACGAGUUCCGCUUCCCUGCAUUGGGCCAUCCAUCCGUGUGACACCUGUGAGUGCCUCCACCCCCAGACUGGGGUGUGUCCCUCCAGGGUCGGACUUUAGCACCUCAUCCAGGCUGGCAGGAGGCUGUGCUCUUUGGUUUGCCUAUCUCGGACUUCCCGCCCAGCUGCGCAGACGGCAGAACCCACAGCGGGGGCGUGUCGCGGGCUUACGCAGAACCUCCCUGUCUCGGCACGUCAGUUCUGUACUCUACCCCAGGAGGAAUCGGGCUUAGACCUAGAAGUUUCCUCGCACCUCCGGACGUGGGAAUUACACGCUUGAACGUCAAACCCAAGCGGGUGUCCUCAUGACUUCCCCUGCAGACCAUGUCCAUGAUCCUUUUUGCCUGUGUGGUGAGGGUGAGGGAUGGACUGCCCCUCUCGGCCUCCACUGACUUUUACCACACCCAGGAUUUUCUGGAAUGCAGGAGACGGCUCAAGACUUUAGCCUUGCGACUGACCCAGUACCCAGGUCGAGGUUCUGCAGAAGGACGUGACUUCAGUAUACAUUUCUCUUCGUUGGGGGAUGUGGCUUGCAUGGCUAUCUGCUCCCGCCAGUGUCCAGCGGCCAUGGCCUUCUGCUUCCUGGAGACCGUGUGGUGGGAAUUCACAGCUUCCUAUGACACCACCUGUAUUGGCCUAGCCUCCAGGCCAUACGCCUUUCUUGAAUUUGAUAGCAUCAUUCAGAAAGUGAAGUGGCAUUUUAACUGUGUAAGUUCCGCUCAGAUGGAGAGCAGCUUAGAAAAAAUUCAGGAGGAGCUUGACUUCCAGCCUCCAGUGGUUCUCACUGUGGAGGACACAGAUAUAGCGAAUGGGAUAAUGAACGGUCACACACAGAUACACUUGGAGCCUGCUCCUAAUUUCCGAAUGGAGCCAGUGACAGCCCUGGGUGUCCUUUCGCUCAUUCUCAACAUCAUGUGUGCUGCUCUGAACCUCAUCCGUGGGAUUCACCUUGCAGAACAUUCUCUACAGGUUGCCCACGAGGAAAUUGGAACUAUUCUGGCUUUUCUUAUUCCUUUUGUAGCCUGUAUUUUCCAGUGUUAUUUGUACCUGUUCUACAGUCCAGCCAGGACUGUGAAGGUGGUGCUGAUGCUGCUUUUUAUCUGCCUGGGCAACAUGUACCUGCAUGGGCUAAGGAACCUCUGGCAAAUCCUUUUCCACAUAGGAGUGGCUUUUCUGUCUUCAUAUCAGAUACUGACCAGGCAGCUUCAGGAGAAGCAGUCUGACUAUGGAGUAUGAAGAUGACAUCAUGUGAUGAAUGGAUCCUUUCGUUUUCUUGUGAGAGUCACCUGUUUCCCUUUUUGCUUCUCGACUUCACCUCGAGUUUCCAUCCUUGAAGUUCCUUUCGACCAAACCAGUGUGAUACUGAAAGUUGGGGAUUUUUAACAGGAGCGAUGGAAAACGCGAGGUCGCCCCAGCCCCAGUUUUGUGCUGGGCAUCAUGGCGGAAUCUCCAGUUCAGCACAUUUACUUAGGACAGCAGAAUCUGGGGGCUCAUUCAGAAGGAGCAUUAUUAGAAGAUCAGAAUGGAAUUAUUUUGGUCUUUUAAAUUGAAUGAUGCAAUAAACCACUAGAUUCAAUAACACUAGCUUUAGUAACUGGCGGUUGUCUCUGAGGAACCACUUUAAAACCCACAUCAGCUUUUCAGUCUAAAUGGGACUUGGUUAGUUUUUUGUAGAGGGUCAAUACAGGGUGAAUUAAACAUUUUAAAAUAUGGUUCAUAAGUAUAAGCUAGAUAAAUUUUGUUUACAUUUUUUGAUAACUUAGGUCUGAUAUGAUACCUUUAGAAUAUUUAAAUGUAUUUUGGAUAUAAAUUGAACUUAUCUUCAUUUGGGGAAAGGACAAACUCAAGCUGAGAAAAUGGUUAAGAAAGCCGAGUUUAUUUAAUUUGUAUAUAACUUUUUAUGGUGGUGGGACUGCGUGGGCACAGAAAAGUUUUGUAUUUGUCUGCAGGGUAUAUCUGAAUAUUUAAAAAAUUGAGUAACCAAUGCUACUGGAUCAUAAGCUCAUGAGGAUGAGCUUAUGAGCCCGAGAAUUUCAGGGUUCUUUGCGGUGGGGCCACAGACAGGAGUAGGUGAGUCACAUGGAUUCACACAGUGGCACCUUACAGAUGCAGGUUGUAGUAAAAAAACAAAAAACAAAAACACCCUUGUCAUCAGCCUUGUACAUGGCAGCUGAGUGCCUGUCAUCUUAAUGAUGAUGAAUGCCUGACCCUGUGUACCUGUUCCCAGAAGACCUCCUGAGUUAAUUACUCCUCUACCCCUCUUCCAGUCAUCUUAAUUAGAUGGAGGGCCUCGUUCUUUAUGAACAGGAGUUAAGGAGGUGUUAACUUUUUUUCAAGCUUCAUAAGGAUAAGGAUAUAAUAAACCCCAUGCCCUGAAAAGUUACUUUUCUUCUCUCUGUUAAAAUAGUGAUUGAUCACAGUUGUCCAAAAAGAGGCUCUGUAUAAGAUCCUUUUGGUCUCCAGAAAUUUCAGCCUGGGUUGUCCAGUACAUUUAGGAGGCCAUUUCAGGAGUUUGCCCUCUGGAUUGUUGAUUUUUUUUUUUUUUAUGUUUAUUUUAUUUUUGGGAGAGACAGAGCGUGAUCAGGAAAGGGGCAGAGAGAGAGGGAGACACAGAAUCUGAAGCAGGCUCCAGGCUCUGAGCUGUCAGCACAGAGCCCGAUGUGGGGCUCGAACUCACAAGCGGUGAGAUCAUGACCUGAUCUAAAGUCGAACGCUUAAUCGACUGAGUCACCCAGGCGCCCCUCUUUGGAUUGUUCUUGGUAGAAGUCUAGAAUCUGAAUAGCUCACUGACAGUUGUGUGGGAUAUUUUGGGUUGAAUUAUGUGGUCUUGAUAAAUUAAAAUAAUCCUACUUUGAUCGUAAAAGUUGAAAAGCUUCACAAGAAUUAUUGAGUACGUAGGGAAAGCAAGAAUAUUAUUUUAGGGAACUCAGUUGUACUUGGUUGUUACUGGUAGUGCAUUGUUACUGAGCUACCUUGGUAUCAGGUUAAAAAAAAACAAGUUUAUGUGACUGGAAACUGUUGGGAAAAUGAUGCUACAGUAAUUUUCUUAUAAUACAAUUUUCUGUUUUUAAUCAAAAUAUCUUGAUAUGAAAGUUAUAUUGGCAACAUCCUCAGAUGUCAACUGCACAGUUGUCACUCUAUCAGUGUUGCAUCUUUGUAAUUUUCUGCAUACCCAGCAGGCGAAUCUUCAGGCUCUCUGGGAGAUAAUUUUGAAGAGAUGGUAAAAUAGAAUGGAAAGCCAAGGAGGGAAGAGAAGUCUUUGUACAUUAGAAGUACCAAAAAAAAAAUAAAAAUAAAGAAAAGAAAAAAAAGG